GGGACCCAUGUCCUGGUCGAACGGGAGAGAUCCUGCACACCAUAGCCAGCAAGGGGGCAAAGAUAGACUGCCCCCUUACCAACAGAAUGAUCCAGCUGUACCGCCUUGAAAACAACAUCACGGUGGGCGUUGAUCAAACCCCCAAGACGGACACCGCACGGGCUGCAAAGCCAGACACAUUGGGGGAGUUCAUGCAGCCUCCAACAGCACCGGGGAGAGAGGAAGUCAGUGGGGGCGGGGACUGGACCGGUGGGGUUACGGACAACCAAGGCACGAUGCGUGAGGGUGGUGAAACGCCCGCAGUCCCGUCCGGUGAUGGCUCAGUGACAGGUCGAGGGACCGGCGUGUUCAAACAGGCAUCUAUUCGGCGGUGGACAGAGAACUCCUCACAGCAGCGCUUGGACAUUGCAUGGGGGAUGCACUUGUACGAGCACGGUGCUCCCUUCAACUAUGUGAUAGGGGAGAAAACUUAUGAACUUCAUGAGCUUUACUUGGAGUUGGGGGAGAAGAGGCAGCGUGUGAAGAUGCCGAACCGUAUGCAGAUGGCCACGGUCGUGCUUGACAUUGCAUACGAACGGACGCAGGAGGCAAUGAAGCCCCUGAUGGAGUGUUGGGACAUCAACGGCUGCACUUUGAUCAUAGACGGGAGCACAGAUCGGAAGUUCCGGCCCGUCAUGAACUUCAUUGCAGCUGGGGAGAGUGGGGCAGUGAUGUUGAAGGUGGUUGACAUGUCGAAGAGGAAGAAGAAUGCGGUUUCGUUGGCGAAGUUGUGGGAAGGGGUGAUUAGAGAGAUUGGGGUGCAGAGAGUCAACGCUUUGUGUACGGACAACGCAGAGGUGAACAAGCAUGCGGCUAUAACUUUGAGGAGGAGAACAGACAAUAAUAUUUCACGGAUUCCCUGGGUGUCGUGUGCUGCUCAUUGUUUGAACCUGCUCCUGAAGGGGAUAUGUGAAGAGCCGUGGGUGCAAGAACUGCACAAGAGAGGCAAGACAAUCGUCAAGUGUAUCGAAAACCACCACAAGACAGCGCAAUUGUUCGACUGUUCAGAGAUGGAGCGCAGCAGGACGCUUACCAUGCCGAUGGAAGUUCACUUUGCUUCCGUCUACAUGAUGUUGGAGAGGCUGCUCGACCGCAGAAAGGUGUUGAAGGCGAUGAUGAAGGAAGGGUGGCUUAACAUCAAAUGGGCUGCAAGGAAGAAGCGUGAGAGAGCUGAAACAGUGUAUCGGACAGUCCGGUCUGACGAGUGGUGGGAGGAGGUAGAGGCAGCCGUGGAUGUGAUGACACCUGUGUACGAUCUGCUGCGUCAGAUGGACAAGAGCGGCACCGCUCCUUAUCAGUUGUGGGGUUUCGAAGAGGCGUUGGUUAAGAAGAUGAGAACCAUUGCAAGCAUCUCGGCAGAGCGGCAAAAAGCGAUCGCAAAGAAGGUGAGGCGGCGCUGCAAGAUGAUGCGCCAGCCUGUGCACGCACUGAACUUCCUCCUCAAUCCGGCCAAAAGGGACCCUCGCUGGAUGCAUGACCCCAAGAGCCCCCUGGUGCAAAAUGCAAUGAAGUUCUUGCUGUCUCAGUGCAGCGAGGGGGCGACAUGGGGGUGCAAGGAGCAUCUGCACUUGUGGAAGUCAUUGAAGACUUUCCACAAAGAGCCAGAGGGCAAUUCCAGUCGGCCUCUCAAGGACUAUGAUAGUUUAUGGACCGACUUCGCGAAGUUUGACAGCGAUCUGGAGAAUCAUACAGCAUUAGAUUGGUGGAGCUGCCAUGGAAAGAGCCACGACAAGUUGCAGCACAUCGCCGUGCGUGUGACGGUGAUGUGGAGCACUGCCACGCCUUGCGAACGCAACUGGUCUACAUUGGACCUGGUGCACGAGAAGAGAAGGAACCAGCUGUCCAAUGCACCGCCGCCUCUCGUAGAUCCAGACAUUGUCGCCGACGAUGGGGAGAUGUCCGCUGAGGAGGUGGCACGGCGACUUCGUUUGAGGAAGACGUCGUCUGCACGGGUUCCUAAGGUGGGGAAGGUGGAUGAGUCCAGCGACACCGACAACAGCGACGACGGGGAGGAUCUGGUUUGGAGGGGGAAAGGAAAGAAAAGGAAGGAUGUGGAAUGUUUGGAUGGUGCAUGCCAUCAAGAAGGGAAAGCGGAGGUGGAAGAAGUCGAUGACGACGGCGAUUCUCACGAGGAGGAUGAAGUAGAAGAAAUUGGCACGGCGGCGUUUGCGCUGCUCGCACCCUCGGACUCGGAUGAGGACUCUGAUGAUGACCCCAGUGAAGAUGACAUGACAUUGAGGCAGGAUGCAGUCGAUGCUGUUCCAACAUUGACUGCAAGCGGGCCAUCGACAGCGGUUGGGGAAGCAACGGGAGCGCUCCAUGCAGCACCAAGUAUGGAAGAAAUAACAACAGCGGUGGGAGCAACAGCAAGUGCAGAGAAGACGGGAGAUGACUCCGGCCCCACGCAUCAGCAAGCGAAGAAUCUGCUCGCCGAUCCUCUUGGCGAAGAAGAACUUGGAGAAGGAGAAGCCCCUGCUAAAAGAUCGGAAGUGGCACAAGUUUACAAAAGAAGACAACAAUCUGCCGCUUCUGUCCCACCUCCCGUUCUUCCCUCCGAACUGGAGUUUCCGCCUUUGGUUGCGAGUGUGCAGCACGAUAACUUGGAAAUGAGCACUAUGGGAAGGAAGAGGAAGGUGGUGGAACCAAACCGAAGCAGCAUCAAAACCAAAGAGGGGUCGGGGUAGGCCUCGUAAGGAACGACCUGCGAUGGCCAGCCCAUCGGCUGAUCCGCCUACCUGGCGGGAACAAACAAAAAGGCGGGUGAAGA
This is a messenger RNA of Chara braunii, 2806 nucleotides long. NCBI's taxonomy places the organism in Eukaryota, Viridiplantae, Streptophyta, Charophyceae, Charales, Characeae. The record is from the annotation of a GenBank genome assembly.